AUGGAAGUCGAUUCUCCCGCGCGAGGGACAAAAAGAAAGGCCGAUGAGGUUGAGGUAGCUGCCAAUGCACCUCGCCGUAUUCAAGCUCUUUCGCAAGAUGUUGUCAACAAGAUCGCAGCCGGCGAGAUCAUUGUAGCUCCAGUGCAUGCGCUUAAAGAACUCAUCGAAAACGCUGUCGACGCAGGAUCUACUGCUCUGGAGAUCUUGGUCAAGGAUGGCGGUCUCAAGCUUCUUCAGAUAACGGACAACGGACAUGGAAUUGAGCGGGAAGACAUGCCCAUUCUCUGCGAACGUUUCACAACCUCGAAAUUGAAAACUUUCGAGGACUUGACGUCCAUCGGCACGUAUGGAUUUCGCGGCGAAGCCUUAGCAAGUAUCAGCCAUAUCGCACAUCUCAGUAUCACGACACGAACCAAAGAAUCAAGCUGUGCUUGGCGCGCUUAUUAUGCAGAUGGCAAACUUAAUCCCCCAAAACCAGGCCAGAGUGCAGACCCGAAACCUGUCGCUGGCCGUCAAGGCACCCAGAUUACGGUCGAAGAUCUUUUCUAUAAUAUCCCUACGAGACGGCGUGCGUUCCGUUCUUCCAGCGAAGAAUAUGCCAAAAUUCUAGACCUUGUCGGUCGCUACGGUGUACACUGCGAGGGCGUUUCGUUCUCAUGCAAGAAACAUGGAGACUCUUCCAUGGGCAUCUCAGUCCCGUCUAGCGCCCGUACAGUUGACCGUAUCCGUCAAAUCCAUGGCAGCGCCGUAGCAAAGGAGCUCAUUGAAAUCCACGCUAGUAACGAUCGUUGGGGCUUCAAGUCCGAAGCCUGGGUUAGCAAUGCGAAUUACAGUGUCAAGAGAACCACGCUUCUUCUCUUUAUUAACCAUCGGUCUGUCGAGUCCUCGGCUAUAAAGAAGGCCGUUGAACAGACUUACGCUACAUUUCUUCCUAAAGGCGGCCAUCCUUUUGUCUAUCUGAGCUUGGAGAUUGAUCCUCAGCGUGUCGAUGUCAACGUACACCCAACCAAGCGCGAGGUCAACUUCCUCAAUGAAGACGAAAUCAUCGAGAUCAUCUGCGACGAAAUACGCUCGAAGCUGGGCAGCGUUGACACCAGCCGCACCUUUAUGACGCAAAGCCUGCUGCCCGGUGUCAAGGCUCCAGCGGCGGCAGUAGGCUCCACACCCUCCAACUUCACGGGGACAGCCUCUCCAGCAAGCCAAGCAGACGCGCCGUCAUCGACACGACGGACGCCACAGCAAAAGGGCGCGUCCCAAAAGCCGUACGAGAACAACCUCGUUCGGACGGAUUCCCGCGUCCGCAAAAUCACCACCAUGCUCCCACCCACCACGCAGCACCACUCAAGCGAGGCGAACGGCCCAGACGCCGCAGCACGGGACGAGCCAGUGUACGAGCAGACAGACAAAGAGCCGACGACGUGCCGCCUGACGACAAUCAAAGAGCUGCGCGCCGCGGUGCGCGAAAACAUGCACAACGAGCUGACAGACGUAUUCGCGACGCACAGCUUCGUAGGCAUCGUCGACACGCGGCGGCGCAUCGCCGCCAUGCAGGGCGGCGUCAAGCUCUUCCUCGUCGACUACGGCAUGCUCUGCAACGAGUACUUCUACCAGCUGGGGCUGACGGACUUUGGCAACUUCGGCACCGUGCGCUUCGAGCCGCCCCUCAACCUCCACGAACUGCUGCGCAUCGGGGCCGAGCACGAGAAGAAGAGCGCGGGCGCGGGCGCUCUGGACGAGGAAUUCGACUGGGCCGACGCGGUCGCGCAGGUCGAGGCGCAGCUGAUCUCCCGUCGCGAUAUGCUGGCGGAGUACUUCAGCAUGGAGAUCUCGGCCGACGGCCUCCUGCGCGCUAUCCCCCUCCUCGUGAAGAGCUACACGCCGCCGCUGGCCAAGCUGCCGCAGUUCCUGCUACGCCUCGGGCCCUUCGUCAACUGGGUCCAGGAGAAAGAGUGCUUCGAGACGUUUCUGCGCGAGCUGGCGGCGUUCUACGUACCGGAAGCUCUGCCGCCACCGCCACCGUCACCGUCAUCGUCUACGGAUGGAGAAGCGAGCGUAGAAGAAGAAGACCAGGCCGUUGCGGCAAGGAGGGCCCAUGUCGAGCGCGCGCUCGAGCACACGCUGUUUCCGGCUUUUAGGGCCAGGUUGGUGGCGACGAGGGGGUUGCUGAAGGGCGUGAUUGAGGUGGCGAAUUUGAAGGGGUUGUAUCGUGUUUUUGAGCGGUGUUGAGCAGCGGCGGG
Molecule: messenger RNA, 2237 nt
Organism: Aplosporella prunicola CBS 121167
Lineage: Eukaryota; Fungi; Ascomycota; Dothideomycetes; Botryosphaeriales; Aplosporellaceae
Exons: 3
Coding region: 1-2226 (741 amino acids)
Biological process (GO): mismatch repair
Cellular component (GO): MutLalpha complex
Molecular function (GO): ATP binding; mismatched DNA binding; ATP hydrolysis activity
Source: RefSeq, a predicted model, not a curated record